AUGGGCGCAGAGAAUGGGGAAAGGAACGGGCGGAAGCGGCGGAAAGGGGAGGGGGACGGGGGGGAACUGCACGGAGAGGGCGGGAAGAGAAAGCAGGCGAAAUUGGCGAAAGGGAAGAAGCGACACAAGACUGGCGUGUGUUACCUUUCGAGAAUACCCCCUCGCAUGAAACCCUUGAAGCUGCGUCACUUGCUGUCGCCGUACGCGGAAAUCCUUCGGAUAUACCUCGCACCUGAAGACCCAGCAGCUCGCCAGCGGCGGCGGGCAGCGGGGGGCAGCCGAAACAAAAACUUCACAGAAGGGUGGGUGGAGUUCGCACGGAAGAGGGACGCCAAGCGAGUGGCAGCGCUGCUCAACGGCCAGCCCAUGGGCGGCAAGAAUCGCUCCCACCACCGGUUUGACCUUUGGACGAUCAAGUACCUCAAGAGAUUCAAGUGGGACAACCUCAGCGAGGAGAUGGCGUACCGCCGGGCGGUGAGGGAGCAGAAGCUGGAGGCGGAGAUGAGGGUGGCGGCCAAGGAGAGGGACGCGUAUGUGACGCGCGUGCAGCAGAGCAAGGUGCUGCAGCGCCGCCAGGCCAAGGCAGCCAAGAAGACCCUCCCUUCCCCCCCUUCUCCCCUCUCCCACGCCUCCAUUCCUUACCAUCCCCUCUCCCACGCCUCCAUUCCUUACCAUCCCCUCUCCCACGCCUCCAUUCCUUACCAUCCCCUCUCCCACGCCUCCAUUCCUUACCAUCCCCUCUCCCACGCCUCCAUUCCUUACCAUCCCCUCUCCCACGCCUCCAUUCCUUACCAUCCCCUCUCCCACGCCUCCAUUCCUUACCAUCCCCUCUCCCACGCCUCCAUUCCUUACCAUCCCCUCUCCCACGCCUCCAUUCCUUACCAUCCCCUCUCCCUCGCCUCCAUUCCUUACCAUCCCCUCUCCCACGCCUCCAUUCCUUACCAUCCCCUCUCCCACGCCUCCAUUCCUUACCAUCCCCUCUCCCACGCCUCCAUUCCUUACCAUCCCCUCUCCCACGCCUCCAUUCCUUACCAUCCCCUCUCCCACGCCUCCAUUCCUUACCAUCCCCUCUCCCACGCCUCCAUUCCUUACCAUCCCCUCUCCCACGCCUCCAUUCCUUACCAUCCCCUCUCCCACGCCUCCAUUCCUUACCAUCCCCUCUCCCACGCCUCCAUUCCUUACCAUCCCCUCUCCCACGCCUCCAUUCCUUACCAUCCCCUCUCCCACGCCUCCAUUCCUUACCAUCCCCUCUCCCACGCCUCCAUUCCUUACCAUCCCCUCUCCCACGCCUCCAUUCCUUACCAUCCCCUCUCCCACGCCUCCAUUCCUUACCAUCCCCUCUCCCACGCCUCCAUUCCUUACCAUCCCCUCUCCCACGCCUCCAUUCCUUACCAUCCCCUCUCCCACGCCUCCAUUCCUUACCAUCCCCUCUCCCACGCCUCCAUUCCUUACCAUCCCCUCUCCCACGCCUCCAUUCCUUACCAUCCCCUCUCCCACGCCUCCAUUCCUUACCAUCCCCUCUCCCACGCCUCCAUUCCUUACCAUCCCCUCUCCCACGCCUCCAUUCCUUACCAUCCCCUCUCCCACGCCUCCAUUCCUUACCAUCCCCUCUCCCACGCCUCCAUUCCUUACCAUCCCCUCUCCCACGCCUCCAUUCCUUACCAUCCCCUCUCCCACGCCUCCAUUCCUUACCAUCCCCUCUCCCACGCCUCCAUUCCUUACCAUCCCCUCUCCCACGCCUCCAUUCCUUACCAUCCCCUCUCCUCUCUCCUGCUCCCGAAUUACCUGUGCCAGGCCAAGCCCGCAGCAGCAGGGGCGGAGGGAGGGGAGGGGGCAGCGCAGCAGCAGGUUCGACAGCCUGUGCGGCACUACAUCCAGCGAGGAGCAAUAGGGGAGGGGCAGGAGCAGGAGGAGGGUAGACUCAUGUCCCGAGGCGUGCUGGGGAAGGUGAGAGGCGUGCUGGGGAAGGUGAGAGGCGUGCUGGGGAAGGUGAGAGGCGUGCUGGGGAAGGUGAGAGGCGUGCUGGGGAAGGUGAGAGGCGUGCUGGGGAAGGUGAGGGAGACUGGAGUGGUGGGAUUUCAUGCCAUGAUGCGACUUGCCCCCGUGAGUCAUGCCAUGAUGCGACUUGCCCCCGUGAGUCAUGCCAUGAUGCGACUUGCCCCCCUCUCCGUCCCUCUCUUUCUUGAACCCUUUCUUUCGCCAUCUGAUUUUUCCCCCUGCUCCCCACCCUACUUGCCCCCUCUGCUCACCCUGCGCCCUUCUCUCUCUCCCCAUUGUAUUGCAGGUACUAGGCUGACCCGACUGCCCUCACAGCAGCUGUAUCACUACUAA
Messenger RNA from Closterium sp. Naga37s-1, 2331 nucleotides. The record is from the annotation of a GenBank genome assembly. NCBI's taxonomy places the organism in Eukaryota, Viridiplantae, Streptophyta, Zygnematophyceae, Desmidiales, Closteriaceae.